AUGUCGCUUCUUAGCCAUUCCGAAAUCAGUACUCUUCAUCAAGCUAGCAAAACAGAGCUUACUUAUAUCAGAAUAUGUGAGAAGAGUAAUGAUUACCAAAUUGACCCUUCAACAUUGCUGUACCCAGGAGAAACGGAUGAGAAUGGAAGGCCGUUGAUUCCUGCGCCCUCUCUUUUCACAGAUCUUUAUUCAAAGAUCGAAGAAGAUUCAUCAUCGCCUAAGCAGGAUUUACCGACAGUAGGUCAAUGUGCUACACACCUGGAGCUUCUCGAGGUUUUCUUUGCGUUACGCGGGAAAAUAGUUAAUUCCGAGACACUCGACGAUACCUUCGGAGUGAAGGUAGUAAAUAAUAUUGUGUACCGGAAAAAGUACGAUACCAAAAAGAGAAAGUACAUUUAUGCGCCAGUCCGACUGCGAGAUACUACAUUCAAGGAUAGGCGGAGAGAAAAAUGGUCUUACUAUCUAUCUAUUGCUGUCGAACGAUUCAAAACCUGGAUUCGAAAGGCGGACGAGGCGGCAUUGGACCGGAAAGAUUUACUUCCUUCAUCAACCGAAGUAGUUCUACCAUGCUUGCCUCCAAUAGAUGUGCUCAUGGUCUGGCACGCCUUUUUGCUCAAUCCUCUCUCUUUUGAUUAUUAUUGUAGGCGCCAUAAACUGAAAGUUAUUCGGCAGGUAAAGUUUCCAUGGGCACAAAUUCACAGUGCAAUAGACUCGAACGACUGCACUUAUAACCUUCCUGGCGAGUCAAAGGAUUGGACCAUACAAGUCGCUAAUAUGGAGCCCGAUCUUUACCAAUAUCUCGAAGUCGUCCGUAUAGUUUCACGUCCCAUUUAUAGGGCAUUGACUAAAUAUGGCGACAAGAAUGUACCUAUUGGGAGUUUGUGGGACUACUUAGAGAACGCACUUUUGACUCAAAAAGAAAAGCUUUUUCUUGAUCUUUUAAUAAAUAUCCAAAUGAAAAAGACAAAAAGCCAGUCACUGAUCGAGAAUGUCCAGCGUCAGGCCACGUUUGUGGACAAGAUGCACGAUCAUCUCUGGAUCCGCAGUCCUGCUGUAGAAGGAACUCUUCGUCGCUCACUCGAUCGAUAUGACAAGUUCGUCAAGCUUUUCCAACUCUAUCCCAAUAAGAUGCUGGUGCCGACCUUGGACAUCGAUCUUGUUUGGCAUACUCACCAGUGUUCUGCGGCGCACUAUGAAGAAUCGAUGCUCGAACGCACGGAUCGCUAUAUAAAUCAUGACGACAAGAUAGGGCAGCAAACACUACAUGGAGGGAUGGAUGAAACGAAGCAACUAUUUCGUAUCCGGUUCGGCGAAGACUACUCGCCAUGUUUAUGCUGGGACUGUGAAACAAUACUCACGGCAUUGGAAAAUCUUGAAAAGGAGGAUAACUUAUUUCAAGAGGGAAGCAUGGAACCUCUGACAAAACAUGUGCAAAAUUAUGUACAAUACUAUCGAGCCGCGGAGUUUGCCAGGCGCCUUAGCAUCGACCCUAAAGGAAUUAGGGUGUGA
Messenger RNA from Talaromyces proteolyticus, 1509 nucleotides. RefSeq lists its product as uncharacterized. Lineage: Eukaryota; Fungi; Ascomycota; Eurotiomycetes; Eurotiales; Trichocomaceae. Bases 1 to 1509 code for a protein of 502 amino acids. The transcript is spliced from 3 exons. The record is from RefSeq and is a predicted model, not a curated record.